This is a messenger RNA of Amoebophrya sp. A25, 2765 nucleotides long. The record is from the annotation of a GenBank genome assembly. NCBI's taxonomy places the organism in Eukaryota, Dinophyceae, Syndiniales, Amoebophryaceae.
CAGGACUAUUGACCAUACUGGCGGGGAAGAAGGUAAUGCAAGAGUCUUCGGAUCUGCAUUAUUUGAUUCUCCGUGUUGUUGAUACAACCUUCACAGUCAGUGUCCUUCUCCUGGAAACCGUACAAGCAGGAAGUAGCAGUUCCUCUCGACCUCCAUAAGGGCAUCGGAGUCAUGGACUCAGUAUCUCAAUAAGCGGGUGAUUGUUUUUGUGCUUUUGCGACUUUCCGAGCUCUAUUCUACAACAUAGAUUAUCUAGAAGUGCUGCCCCUGCUCUACUAGUACUCUAGUACUCGACGUUUUUAACGACCCAUAAGCAUAACUAAGUAAAGGAGAGACUUUGACUUGACUUCAACUUCUAUUUAAGUACCUACACGGAGAGUUGUAUCAAAAUGGAGGUGCUUUCUAUAGUUUCAGAUCUGAACAAGCGGUUGUUCGAGAACAAUCGUGCUAUGGAAGCACGCAUUCGAACGCUAGAGGGAGAGGUGCGAGACCAAGGUGCAGUAAUUGUUAUGGCGUGCGAAGUCUAUUUAUUUGCCACAUGCAUUGAAAUUGAUUAAGAUUUAGGGGAGAACCAGGCAGCUGAAGGCUGCUACGUGCUUCAAAAUGAAUGAAUGAAUUAGAGUAUCCUUGUUGUCUCUCCUAUCGAUCUACUUUUCCUCCGUUGUUGUAGACACCCGGCUGCUUCAUUCGGCUGAUCGAUAAAAGAACUAGUUCUUUGUACAACUCCAAAGUAGUACCACUCUUUGCUGCCCUGAAAGUAGCUCUAGUACUCCCUGAAAGUAGCUCUAGUACUCAUUCUUCUUCUCCUCGCAUAGUACCGCUGCAACGAGUUCUUACUCCACCAAUGCGUCAUACGACUUGCUCAAUGUCCCUAUUUCACCAACUACUCGACGUUCGUCCUGUGUGCCAUCAACUACGCGUCCUCGUUUCUCUUUUCAUAUUGAACCGGUUGAAUUUGCGCAUCACCCAACUGGAGUUGUCCUCUGCGGGUGGGACCGUGGGAGGCGGGAUAGGAGGCGCUUCAACACCGUUCUUGCCAGCAGCAAAAAGGCAGCGCUUAGAGACUGUUGCGGCAGUACCUAAGUUAUGGUCAACAUUUAGCGUCCAUCUUUCUGGGCAUCUUGAUCUGCUCCUUUUGCCUUGUAUUAUUCCUAUGAAUUAUUACAAGGGUAAGAAAGGGUCCGAGAUGAGGGGACCAAGGUGGAUAAAGGCUGAGUCUAACUAAACCAUGGAAUGGCUCGAAUUGGGGAACAAUGGGAACCAAAAAACUUUCCGAAGUUCAAGAGCCCUUUCUUCACGGUAACGACCCGCUCCAGCACGAAGAGAUGCGGUCACGAGUCUUAGACCUACUUUAUGACCAGAUCAUCUGGACUCUUACUCCACUUGUAUAGAAGUCCGCAUCCAAGCUUUAAACAACAAACUUCGUGUUGAUGAAUUCUAUCUUGGGAAACUGACUCUUAAAGUCAUGUUACGAGGUAGCUGAAAAUGCAGCUACACCUACAUCGACGUACCAAUUGUUCAGAACAUGAUCAAGAUGAGUUUUUAUGUAAAUUUCUCAGCAAGUUGUAGAUGACUUCUUAAACAUACUUUCGUAUGUUGAUCUCUGGCCACAACAUCAAGAACACCACCUUCUAAGUUGUGAGUUCGCGGGGGUGUGACCAGCAGUGCAUUGACUACUAUGAGCGGGAAACGUGGACGUGGGCGCACUUUCUGCCAAUGCUAGAAGAUCAGUCAAUUCCAGCACGAAAAGACAACGAGUCAUCCUUUUGGACCUCAGUGAUGCGCAAAUAUAUUCAGGAAGUAGCAGACACAGUUAAGGCCAGCUUUUAUCCAUCUUUCUCGGCAUCUACUUGGUACCCUUUUGCCUUGUUGUAUUCUCAUGAAGAAAUACCAGGCCAAAUAUGGCGUCAAGAUGAGCGAGGAGGCCGACCCGGGAUGCCUCAUAAAAGCUGACUCAUCUAACACAGGCGCCGACCCUAUACUGGAGCAGCGGAUAGUAAGCGCUCUAGAUGCGAGGGACAUCGACGCAGACUGCAAAGAUUUUGUACCGCGUCAUGGCUACUACUUCAACUACAUUGAUUAUAACUUAAACUUAUAUUUUGACAGGGAGUUAUUUGACAGAAUAUUUACGAUAAGUGUUAGCUUCGAAAAUUCUCGUUCUUGUGGUACAUGAUAACCUAGAAGCAAAGUCGGUAAUUAUGAUUUUCUAGGCUUUUUCUUCUACCUACUAAUCUAGACUGCUUGUGGACCACCAUUUACCCAUCCACCUGCUCUUCACCUGUACAGUUUCUGAAGCAUCCAGUCGGUUGGCACGAAGCGUUGCCGUUUUUAGAGGACAUGUCGCAACCUCCACACCGCGAGGGACAGAGUGCGUUCUGGGUUUCGAAGUACAAGUCGAUCCUGUUGUCCAAGGGUGUACAACUAGCAAAGCCAAAAAAUAAAGGCGUCAAGGCUGGGGUGGAUUUGGCGUAGCUACCUGCCUGCGUAGUCUCUUCGUGUUUCCUCGUCUCGUAUCAUGCUCCUCCGCUGUGCGUGUGGCAAUUUUCCCCCUCAUAAAAGUAUCCCUUCAUUAAGUUCCACCUUUAUAAUGCCUAGGGAAGGGGAUUGCCACAGAUAACCUGAACAAAGUCGAGCCACAAAGUACAAGAUGGUUGGUAAUAGUUGCUGCGUAUGACAAGAAAAUGAGAUCCUCUCUUCUCCCCUCUCACCAUCUUACAUCACGACGUUACGAUCACCAAGUUGUUUAUUGAACUUGGAAGAGCCGC